ACACCCUGGCUGGUUUGCGAUUCGAGAGGAAAAAUCAUUAAAGGAUCUGGAGUUUCACCCCAAAACUUUAAUUCUGUUUUAUCCCUUCUUUUUUUUCUUGUCUUUCCUCCAGCAGCUGCAGACUACAUAAUGAAAAAUAACAAAAGUGCCGCGAGGCUGUGCAACUAACCACCCGACGACUACGAGGAGGAGGAGUAAGAGUCGGCUAAGCGGCGCCCAGUGUCCUACUGCGCCUGUGCGCCGGUGGCGUGCGCAGAGGCCUCUGGGUAGGUGGCUCAACCCCGCCUCUCAGUUGAGGACUCUGAAGGCUGUAUCUGCGGCGCUGCCCCUCCGAGGAUGGCUACCCUGGUUGUAAACAAGCUUGGAGCGGGAGUAGACAGUGGCCGGCAGGGCAGCCGGGGGACAGCUGUAGUGAAGGUGCUAGAGUGUGGAGUUUGUGAAGACGUCUUUUCUUUGCAAGGAGACAAAGUUCCUCGCCUUUUGCUUUGUGGCCAUACCGUCUGUCAUGACUGUCUCACUCGACUACCUCUUCAUGGAAGAGCAAUCCGUUGCCCAUUUGAUCGACAAGUAACAGACCUAGGCGAUUCAGGUGUCUGGGGAUUGAAAAAAAAUUUUGCUUUAUUGGAGCUUUUGGAACGACUGCAGAAUGGGCCUAUUGGUCAGUAUGGAGCUGCAGAAGAAUCCAUUGGGAUAUCUGGAGAGAGCAUCAUUCGUUGUGAUGAAGAUGAAGCUCACCUUGCCUCUGUGUAUUGCACUGUGUGUGCAACUCAUUUGUGCUCUGAGUGUUCUCAAGUUACUCAUUCUACAAAGACAUUAGCAAAGCACAGGCGAGUUCCUCUAGCUGAUAAACCUCAUGAGAAAACCAUGUGCUCUCAGCACCAGGUGCAUGCCAUUGAGUUUGUUUGCUUGGAAGAAGGUUGUCAAACUAGCCCACUCAUGUGCUGUGUCUGCAAAGAAUAUGGAAAACACCAAGGUCACAAGCAUUCAGUAUUGGAACCAGAAGCUAAUCAGAUCCGAGCAUCAAUUUUAGAUAUGGCUCACUGCAUACGGACCUUCACAGAGGAAAUCUCAGAUUAUUCCAGAAAAUUAGUUGGAAUUGUGCAGCACAUUGAAGGAGGAGAACAAAUCGUGGAAGAUGGAAUUGGAAUGGCUCACACAGAACAUGUACCAGGGACUGCAGAGAAUGCCCGGUCAUGUAUUCGAGCUUAUUUUUAUGAUCUACAUGAAACUCUGUGUCGUCAAGAAGAAAUGGCUCUAAGUGUUGUUGAUGCUCACGUCCGUGAAAAAUUGAUUUGGCUCAGGCAGCAACAAGAAGAUAUGACUAUUUUGUUAUCAGAGGUUUCCGCAGCCUGCCUCCAUUGUGAAAAGACUUUGCAGCAGGAUGAUUGUAGAGUUGUCUUGGCAAAACAGGAAAUUACAAGGUUACUGGAAACAUUGCAGAAACAGCAGCAGCAGUUUACAGAAGUUGCAGAUCACAUUCAGUUGGAUGCCAGCAUCCCUGUCACUUUUACAAAGGAUAAUCGUGUUCACAUUGGACCAAAAAUGGAAAUUCGGGUUGUUACGUUAGGAUUGGAUGGUGCUGGAAAAACUACUAUCUUGUUUAAGUUAAAACAGGAUGAAUUCAUGCAGCCCAUUCCAACAAUUGGUUUUAAUGUGGAAACUGUAGAAUAUAAAAAUCUAAAAUUCACUAUUUGGGAUGUAGGUGGAAAACACAAAUUAAGACCAUUGUGGAAACAUUAUUACCUCAAUACUCAAGCUGUUGUGUUUGUUGUAGACAGCAGUCAUAGAGACAGAAUUAGUGAAGCACACAGCGAACUUGCAAAGUUGUUAACAGAAAAAGAACUACGAGAUGCUCUGCUCCUGAUUUUUGCUAACAAACAGGAUGUUGCUGGAGCACUGUCAGUAGAAGAAAUCACUGAACUACUCAGUCUCCAUAAAUUAUGCUGUGGCCGUAGCUGGUAUAUUCAGGGCUGUGAUGCUCGAAGUGGUAUGGGACUGUAUGAAGGGUUGGACUGGCUCUCACGGCAACUUGUAGCUGCUGGAGUAUUGGAUGUUGCUUGAUUUUAAAGGCAGCAGUUGUUUGAAGUUUUGUGGUUAAAAGUAACUUUGCACAUAAUAUGUUUUAAGAAAUACAUCUCAAAAGAUGGUAAUUUAGGAUGCAUAUAUAUAUAUAUAUAUAUAUAUAUAUAUAUAUAUAUAUAUAAAGGAAUCUUGGAUUGGGAAUUCAGUACACUGCUUUAAAAAAAUUUUGUGGCAGAAUUAAAUUUCUAAUUGAGCAGAUUAGAUUGAAUUAAAUAGAAAUUUAUGGAAUAUACAUUCUUUUAAAAAGUAUAUUUGUUAUUUAAGUUUUUCAAAUAAUAUGUGACCAAUAUACUGGGAAAGAGGUAGUCACAGAGAAAGGGUAAGUGAAGGUUUAUUCUUCCAGUGAAAAAAGAAUAGCCAGUUGAGUGCCUAAUGAGACCUCUGUGUGAAGCAAGUGAAGUAUAGCUUCUUCUUUUAACCUGCCUUUUCACUGAAUGUUGGCAGCAUUUAGUAGUAGAAAUGACAGUUGCUUAAUGAAAUAGAAUCCAAACUACAUCUUUGGAUAAUAGGAUUACUUUAUGUUUAUGUUCAGAGUUAACAGAACACCUUUAAUGCUAAGAACUAUAAGGUAUAGAAAAUUAAUAUUUUAUAUAGUGUUUUAUUAACUUUCUCCUACAACAUUUUGUAUAAAACACAAUGAGACAGAGUGAAAUGUCACCUAAUUAGGCUUGUCAGGUUAGUAAUAAACUGAACAGUAAUAAAACUGUGAAAGUAAUUGGAUCUGCAUCUAUGAAAGACCCAUUUCCAGGACUGAACCUAGGUCAGAGCUCUAAAUUGGUCCUUCAUUUUUCAACAUAUUUAAAGUAAUAUUUCUUUCUAAUAUAAUAUUGCAUCCUUUGUGGGAAUGACUAUAGGUAAAAUGUAGUAAGUUACACAGAACCAGGGUUGGCUUUAUGUAAAAGCUAGUGACCUAAAUAGAAAAUGAACUUCAAGAGAAGUUGUUAGUACAGUGGUGAAUGCUUAUUACUUACUUCAAACUAUUUCCCAAAAUAAGUGCAUUUAUUUUGACAAUAAAACUUAAGGCUCUUCAUGAGAAGGCCUUGAAAAGUUACUCUAGAGGAAAAAUGUCUAAAGGAAAAAAAAAAUUCAAAGUUUACAUUAAUUAUUCAGUGUUGUGAGUAAAUAAAAAUGUGUGCUCUUUACUGUUUUUCAUUUUUAAAGGAUACUCUCUUAUUAUGGAAGCACGAUUUAUUUAAAUAGGUACAUUGAGACUGUUUUUCAAUGUUCUGAUACAUUAGGAUGAAGUUAAAUCUUAAACCUUAUUAGUUGAAUUGUUAUAAGGACAGUGAUGUCUGGUAACAAGAUGUGACUUUUCGGUAGCACUGUUGUGGUUCAUUCUUUUCAAAUCUAUUUUUGUUUAAAAACAAUACAACUUUUAGAAAACAAAGCAUUAAAAAAAAAAAAAAGCCUGUCAGUGUUAUGGGCAAUAUGUAAAUAAGUAAAUGUAGUAUUUCAUCCUUUAUUUUUCAGGUAAAAGGUCAUGCUGUUACAAGUGUAGUUUGUGUGCAUAAAUAAUACUUCCGAAUUAAAUUAUUUAAUAUUUGACUGAUUUCAAUAACUGUGAAAAAUAAAAAAGGUGUUGUAUUGCUUGUGAGAACUUGUUUACUAGUUAAUUGAAGAAAAAAAGUGUAACGCUAAGGUGAACUUGCUUCCCUUUUCACUAAUUUUGCUAAACUUUGUAAUGCACAUUCUUAGCAUUUAACUGAACACAAUUUAAAAAUUGUGCCUGAUUAUAAUGUAUGUAUAAUGGCAGGUGUUUGUGUGUGAUUCAUUUUUAAAGAAAUAUUUUUCUCAAGCUCCUAUUACUAUUUGUGGUUGUAUUAUUUCACUAAUCAUUAGUUAAGACUGUGCUAGUCUCCCCUGGGAAACUAAGACAGCUUUUUUAUAUACAGUAUAUUAGAAUUUUCCUAGUAGCUGAAUUUCUGUAUUAGGUCCAAAUAUUACUGUAUGUUAUAUAAAGCAGGUAUGUCAAGUGUAUAGCCGUAGUCUAUAAUUCAGGAAUGCUUUAUAACCAUCAGAAGCCAUUAUUUGCACUACAUAUAUGAUAAGUAUAGACAGCAAUAAAAUGUUAAGAUCAUUUUUAAGAA
Molecule: messenger RNA, 4169 nt
Organism: Nomascus leucogenys (northern white-cheeked gibbon)
Lineage: Eukaryota; Metazoa; Chordata; Mammalia; Primates; Hylobatidae
Gene: TRIM23
Product: tripartite motif containing 23
Biological process (GO): intracellular protein transport; vesicle-mediated transport
Cellular component (GO): lysosomal membrane; plasma membrane; cytoplasm
Molecular function (GO): GTPase activity; zinc ion binding; GTP binding
Source: RefSeq, a predicted model, not a curated record